Molecule: messenger RNA, 1398 nt
Organism: Eutrema salsugineum
Lineage: Eukaryota; Viridiplantae; Streptophyta; Magnoliopsida; Brassicales; Brassicaceae
Product: omega-hydroxypalmitate O-feruloyl transferase
Exons: 1
Coding region: 1-1398 (465 amino acids)
Molecular function (GO): acyltransferase activity, transferring groups other than amino-acyl groups
Source: RefSeq, a predicted model, not a curated record
AUGGAUUCUUGCAUCCAAGAACUUCAUUUCUCUCACCUCCAUAUCCCGGUAACCAUCAACAACAAGUUUCUUGUACAUCCAUCAAGUCCAACACCUGCAAAUCAUUCUCCCCACCACAGUCUCUAUCUUUCAAACCUUGAUGAUAUCAUCGGAGCGCGUGUCUUCACCCCAUCUGUUUAUUUCUAUCGAUCAACCACUGAUCCAUCUAAUAACCGAGAUUCUUUGGUACUUAAACGGCUUCAAGAUGCUCUUGGUCAGGUCUUAGUUCCGUAUUAUCCACUCUCCGGUAGGUUAAGGGAAGUGGAAAAUGGGAAAUUAGAAGUUUUCUUUGGAGAAGAGCAAGGUGCUUUAAUGGUGUCGGCGAAUUCUUCAAUGGCUUUAGCUGAUCUCGGAGAUCUUACAGUGCCAAACCCAGCUUGGUUACCACUAAUAUUUCAACACCCAGGAGAAGAAGCGUACAAAAUCCUUGAAAUGCCGUUGCUUAUAGCUCAAGUAACGUUUUUCACCUGUGGUGGAUUUAGCCUUGGGAUCAGACUCUGCCAUUGCAUCUGCGAUGGUUUUGGAGCUAUGCAGUUUCUUGGCUCAUGGGCUGCUACCGCAAAGAUCGGGAAAUUGAUUGCAGAUCCUGAGCCGGUUUGGGAUAGAGAAGCUUUCAGACCAAGAAACCCUCCCAUGGUGAAAUACCCACAUCAUGAGUAUCUUCCAAUGGAAGAAAGAUCGAAUUUGACAAACUCUUUGUGGGAAACGAAGCCGUUACAGAAAUGUUACAGGAUAAGCAAAGAGUUUCAGUGUCAGGUUAAAAGCAUUGCUCAAGGACAAGACUCAAGCUUAGUUUGCAGCUCGUUUGAUGCGAUGGCUGCACAUAUAUGGAGAUCAUGGGUCAAAGCACUUGAUGUGAAGCCAAUAGAAUACGAUCUCAGGCUCACGUUUCCAGUCAAUCUAAGAACAAAACUUGAAACUCUAAAGUUGAGAAAAGGGUUUUACGGAAAUGUGGUGUCUUUAGCUUGCGCAAUGAGUACUGUUGACAGUCUUAUGAACGAUUCUUUUGCCAAGACAACACGUUUGGUUCAAGAGGCAAGAGUUAGGGUUACAGAGGAUUACUUGCGGUCCAUGGUAGAUUACGUGGAGGUGAAACGGCCAAAGAGGUUAGAGUUUGAAGGGAAGCUAAUGAUAACGCAAUGGACCCGGUUUGAAAUGUAUGAGACUGCAGAUUUUGGAUGGGGUAAACCGGUUUAUGCAGGACCAAUUGACUUGAGGCCUACGCCACAGGUUUGUGUGUUGUUGCCUCAAGGAGGAGUUGACUACGGUGGUGGCCAAAGCAUGCUGGUUUGCCUUUGCUUGCCUCCGUCUGCUGUUCAUAAAUUCACUCGGCUUCUAACUUUGAAUGAUUGUACAUAA